GUGUAUCCACAAUUGAUUUCACGAAUCUGUAAACUCAGUAAACUGUAGUUGUUUGUUGAUCAGGAAACGGUGCAGGCAGGUGUGUCUUGCAACUACAAGGAGAAAAGAUUUAUCGGAACCUGUGUGUCCAGUUGUUUUGACGACAACGAUGUCUUUAAGUCUCGACGAUAAACUGCUAGGGGAGAAAGUUCACUACUACUGCAGCAGUAGUGAAGAGAGUGAUGGAGAAGAUUCAGAUGAGAGGGACGACGAAGACGUCAACAAUUCCCGUGUCAUCAAAGAUUCCUCGGCCUGGUCUGACGGAGACCGCCAGGCGGAGAACAAUGGAAUAGUCACAAAUACUGGACCCAAAGGUGUGCUGAAGGACUGGAGAGAGUUCAAGAGAUUGGAGACUGAGAAAAGAGAGGAACAGGAGAAAGACAAGCUGAGUUUAGCAAAGAAACUCACUCUGACUUGCCGAUCUCAUUUAAAUGAUGAGGAGGAGAAAGAUGCAGAUGCAGAAUUUCUGGCGCAGUUGGAAGAUCUGGAAGAUGAGUUUCUCAAGGAAUAUCGACUGAAAAGGAUAGAAGAGAUGAGACAUGCUCUGGCAGAAAUCCCAAAGUUUGGCAAGCUCAUCUCCCUGACCGCUCACAAUUUCCUGGAGGAAGUGGACGGGGAGAAUCCAGGUGUCACAAUCAUUGUACACAUCUUUGAACAGCAUGUACCUGCGUGUGAGACGAUGAACGGGUGUCUGGGCUGCCUGGCCAACGAGUAUCCAACCAUCAAGUUCUGCCGCCUGUCCGCUUCAGACGCUCGGAUGAGUUUCAAAUUUUCGGAGGAGGGAGUGCCGGCAUUGCUCGUCUACAAGAACAAGGAGCUGAUCGGAAACUUCAUCAGGCUGGGCCAGGAGUUUGGAGACGAUUUCUACGCCAACGAUAUCGAGAGUUUUCUCCAGGAGCACAGUUUCCUCCCGUCCAAAGAGUCGAUGUACGUGAUCCGCGACAAAACCACGGGGGAGAUCCGAGGAGCCCUGCAGGAAGAUGAGGACAGUGGCAGCGACUUCGACAUCGACUGAUACUUUCUACGAUUUCUCAACCUCAGGGGGGGGCAGGGGACGACAUAGAAUGAUACUUUCUACUCACCCUUGGGGGGGGGGGGGU
Messenger RNA from Aplysia californica (California sea hare), 1139 nucleotides. RefSeq names its product phosducin-like protein. The record is from RefSeq and is a predicted model, not a curated record. Bases 149 to 1054 code for a protein of 301 amino acids. Lineage: Eukaryota; Metazoa; Mollusca; Gastropoda; Aplysiida; Aplysiidae. The transcript has 8 exons. Gene Ontology annotation, biological process: regulation of G protein-coupled receptor signaling pathway.